GUGCAGCAUUUCCAUGUCGUCAUCGUGGAAAAUAUUCAUGAAAUUACUGCAAAUUUUGAUGUGAUAGCAUUGCACAUAUUUAUUAAAAUAUUUUAUAUGCCAAUUCUCUUAUUAGAAGCUUUUAUAAAAUCCAACCUCAAGCAUCUUGAUGGAGAUAGAAUAAACAGGAAGAAAUAUGAAAAUGCUGUUGAGUCACCGUCUCUUAUUAUAGAGAUGAAUGCUAGAUUUUUAUUAAAAGCCCAUUUUAAGUAUAUGCAAUGGUUGUUCAGAGAUUUAGCUCUUUUAUUUUAUGAGAUAAGCUCAGAUUAUUUAUUUCUAAAAACCACUUAUAAGCAUUAA
Molecule: messenger RNA, 339 nt
Organism: Vittaforma corneae ATCC 50505
Lineage: Eukaryota; Fungi; Microsporidia; Nosematidae
Exons: 1
Source: RefSeq, a predicted model, not a curated record